Molecule: messenger RNA, 1201 nt
Organism: Tripterygium wilfordii
Lineage: Eukaryota; Viridiplantae; Streptophyta; Magnoliopsida; Celastrales; Celastraceae
Product: mitochondrial import inner membrane translocase subunit TIM23-3-like
Exons: 2
Coding region: 153-704 (183 amino acids)
Biological process (GO): protein import into mitochondrial matrix
Cellular component (GO): TIM23 mitochondrial import inner membrane translocase complex; mitochondrial inner membrane
Molecular function (GO): transmembrane protein transporter activity
Source: RefSeq, a predicted model, not a curated record
AAACCCUACACCUCCACGUAUUUUCCUCGUCUCCCUCCUUUUCUGGGGAUUCUCUCUCGCUCUCCGUCAAAAGCCCUAAUCUUUCUCACACCCACAACGAAAGUUGGCCCCCCUUUUUCAUCACCGGAAGAAACCCUAAUUUUCAAUCGCUAAUGGCGGAUCCAGCUGAUCAAAGGGAGCAGAAAUACCGCCAGUACCACCCGUACCAAUCUCUCUACGAUGUCCCCAUCAACAACCUGUACAAUCUCCCUACAUCACCAGAAAUCCUCUUCGACGAAGAGGCCGCCAAGUCCCGCCGAUCUUGGGGCGAGAAUCUCCAGUACUACACCGGUUGUGGGUACCUUGCCGGCUCAAUUCUUGGCGGCGCCAAGGGAUCACUGGAGGGCCUUCGCGCAGCCGAGGCCGGUGACACCUUCAAGCUCCGGCUAAAUCGGGUCCUCAAUUCUGGGGGGCAAAUUGGUCGCAGGUUUGGGAACUCGUUUGGUGUUGUUGGGUUGAUUUUCGCGGGAUUGGAGAGCGGCUUAUACCAUUAUAGGGACUCCGACGAUGUGUUGAAUAGCGUUCUGGCGGGUUUGGGCACUGGAGCUCUUUAUCGAGCGGCCAAGGGACCUAGGUCAGCUGCAAUUGCGGGAGCUGUUGGAGGGAUCACAGCUGCUAUGGCGGUGGCGGGGAAGCAUGCAUUGAAGAGAUACGUUCCUAUUUGAGCGGCGAGAAUAUUGGGGGUUGGGGGUUCUAGGGAUUUAAAGAUGGGAAAUCAUUGUUCUUGUCUUCCAUGCUCUUACUCCAGGACAUCCUAUUAAUUGUUAUGUACAUGAGGCAAGUGAAAUCAGAGAUAGAAAGGGCUAGCCGAUGUGGGAUUGAUGACUUUCCUGGAUUGGAUUUCUUACUUGCAUCGCUUCUUGGACAUUCAGGAUUGGCCGUGUUGAACGCUUCUUAUUGGAUGAAUAGGAAAAGGUGAAUGGGCUUCAGGAGUAGAUGGAAUAGAGAAACUUCUUUCUGAAUUUUGAUUGUACUAACUUUUCCUUUAUAAGUUUUCUUCUGACUCGUCAAUAUUGAACAAAACGGUCCUUUUAUUGUGUUAGCGGGUGUAGUGGUCGUGAUUCCUGUCGAUCAAGUGGACGUCAUGCAAGGAUAUAUCUGACUAGUUUGUUUUGAAAAUUUGGAGUUGGUAUAAAUAAUGAUGGAACCAAACUUUUCUGCA